This is a messenger RNA of Brassica rapa (field mustard), 3658 nucleotides long. RefSeq names its product MOB kinase activator-like 1B. NCBI's taxonomy places the organism in Eukaryota, Viridiplantae, Streptophyta, Magnoliopsida, Brassicales, Brassicaceae. The record is from RefSeq and is a predicted model, not a curated record.
AUAUAUAUAUAGUUACGAUUUUAAUAAUGAAAUAAUAAUCCAAAAUAUAUAUAUAUAUAAGAAGAUACAAAUACAUGUGAAAGUUUGAAACAAUCUAUUCAAUGAAAAAAUAUACCGUAUACUUAUUAUGUUUUAAAAAUUGAUAAACACAUAUAUAUUAUAAUAUACACCAAUUUAGAAUUGAAAAUAAAAUGUUUAUAUAAAAAUAAAUGAAAACAAAAAUCCGCGCGGUUGCGUGGAUCGAGAUCUAGUCUUAUCUUAAAAUUGGUUCAAGUCACCAUGGUUCGUUACUUUCUUCGUAUAGUUUUUACAUAAGCGCCACCUAAAGAUAAUAACAAUUUAAAUAGAAUAAAAUUUACGUAUAUUUAUAUAUUUCAACAGAAUUUACAUAAAUACAUAUAUUUCUACUCAAAUAUACAUAUAUUGUAAGCUAUAUUAAGUUAUACUCUUACUUAUAAAAAAUAAAAUAGCAGUUAAAUUAAAUAAAUCAUAAUGAUAUAAUUUAGUAAAUUUAUUUUAAUAGACUAAAAAUUCAGAAAACAAUUUUUUUAUAAGGAAUGAUAUUUUUGGGUAACAGUCUUCAUAUUUUGUUAUAUAUGAAAUAUAUAGAUAGUUAAUGAUUAGUGUGUCAAAAGUUCCCUUUUUGAAAACAAUAUACAGCUCAUUCUUAUGUGUCUACCAAAAUAAUAUGAAAAUACAUAUCAUUUCUUUUGUGUUAGGACAUAUGUCUUAAAUAGCAGUUAAAUUAAAUAAAUCAUAAUGAUAUAAUUUAGUAAAUUUAUUUUAAUAGACUAAAAAAUCAGAAAACAAAUUUUUAUAUGGAAUGAUAUUUUUGGGUAACAAUCUUCAUAUUUUGUUAUAUAUGAAAUAUAUAGAUAGUUAAUGAGUAGUGUAUCAGAAGUUCCCUUUUUGAAAACAAUAUACAGCUCAUUCUUAUGUGUCUACUAAAACAAUAUGAAAAUACAUAUCAUUUCUUUUGUGUUAGGACAUAUGUCUUUCCAAAUAAAUCAAAAUUAUACAUGAUGUCAGCUUGCAUAUUUUUUGUGUGCGUUAAUUGUGAAUUCAGUGUUGAAAAUAUCAUAUUAAAAAUUGGUCACAUAUAGAUAUACAUAUGUAUGUGUGUGUGUGGUAUAUAUGCAGGCAUGAGUCUUAUGAUAAUCCAGCAAACUACCUGAAUAUCUCCAUCAGUAGCAUCCAACCAUUAGAAAGCAGUCAGAUUAAUUCUUCAAAGCACACCCUCUCUCUCUCUCUCUUUAGCCAUGAAUGUAUUGGGCUUACCCUGCUGUGUAAAUCAGAGGCCGACAUUUCGACCAAAGAAGAGGAAGCAUCAUCCAUCAGGGACCAAUGUCAGUGGACUGAGUAUUAGUGAUCAUGUGGUUGAAAAACCAUUGACAGCGACUCUCGUGAGUUACAACCUCAGAGAAGCCGUGAAACUACCUUAUGGUGAAGACAUUAACCAGUGGUUGGCCAUUCACACCAUAGAUUUCUACAACCAAGUAAACGUUUUGUACGCUACUCUCAAAGAGUUCUGCACAACCACCACUUGCCCUAUCAUGAAUGCUGGAUCCUUAUAUGAGUAUAGAUGGGCAGAUGGGAUCGCUAUUAAGAAGCCAAUAACGGUUUCUGCUCCUGAAUACGUUGGGUAUCUCAUGAACUGGAUUGUAACUCAGAUCGAUAAUGAAACCAUCUUUCCGCAAACACCUGAAGCAACAUUCCCACCGAAUUUUAAGGACUUCGUGAAGGUAAUUUUGAAGAGGCUGUUUAGGGUUUAUGCACACAUCUAUCAUUGUCACUUUCAGAAUGUUGUGAAUCUCAAGGAAGAAGCUCAUCUCAACACUUGCUUCGAACAUCUUGUUCUCUUCACAUCUGAGUAUCAGUUGAUUGAUGAAGCAGAGAUGGAGCCUCUUAAAGAGCUCGUGGGAGAGGUUCUGAAACCAUAGAAAAAAGCUAUGGUUUCAAGGUGGAAAAUAAGGAUUGUGAGAUAUAUACCAAUAAUUAACAUCCUAAAGGAGAUGAUGUUUAUGCAACUAGUCGAGCUUAUACAAAUGAGCUGAUUUAAUAUAUGCAAUAAUCUAUCUUCUGAUGUUUUCAAAGUUUCACCAUAUAUACUCAAAUAGUCAAAUAUCCUCCAUGGUUGGAAUAUAUCCUUUUUAUUUCUUCCUUGAACUGAGUUGCGUGACCUAGAAGGUUAGAAGAGGUUUUAUGUUGCUUUGAGUUCAGAAUCAAAGGACGAUUCUAGACGCUAACAUUUAGAGAAAAAAACACAUCAAAUAAAAAAAUUUCUUUAUAGAAAGGAGUGAAAAGCAAACUAUAGUUCCUUCACUGCAAGUUUGCAACGACACCCAAACCAGCAAAUAUACAUAGCAACCAAACUCCUCUGGGUAAACGGUGGUCUUUAACUUGACUUUGCAUAUAACAAGUGGUUAACAUAGCUUCUCAUUCUUGCAAGAACUAGUAUUUAUUCUACGACAUGGAUGACCAUCAAGGUUAAUUAAGAAAUCAAAUAGUUCCUCUUCAAAUAACAGUUGGAAUAUAUUCAAGUUUAUUUGAUGCGGUUAAAAAAGUUAAUAGCAAAAAGCAUAUCAAAGAAAAAUAGUUCACAUCCAUACUAAAUGAAAAACAAAAAAAAAAACAUAAUAUGACCCGAUUUGACAAACAAUUUAUGAUGAACUGCCUUCUCCACAAGUGAGCAAGAAGCUGAAACUUGGGUUUUCAUGGAUCAGUGCAAGAGUAUCAAUGUCGUUUACAUCCCCUUGUUCCGUUGAUUUUGAUAAAUCCUCUACGGUGAAUGGAAUGCUGCGUUUCGAUUGAUCACUCUCCGUUACUUGAGAGCAAUGUGACAAAACAUUUAUUCAAUAACAAUAAGAAAAAAAGGUUUAUGUUUACCUCAAGUCGUCCUCCAAAAGAAAGUCACUCCGUACACCAUCGGUCAAGUCAUCUAUCAAUCUAAUCAUCAUGCUUGAAAUAACCUUAUGGUUUGAAAAAAAAGAACAAAGAGAAAGUUUAAAACAAUGUCUAGAUAGAAUCAAAGGUUUAGACGUCAUUUUACAAGUGAAAACGUACAUCUGAAGAAACGCUGCUCAUGUCAUAAAUGUCAUCAAAGUACAUAGCACUGAUUCUGUAUAGCUGCCGUAUACUUAGCACCUGAACCACAAAAGCAACUUCAAUGUUCGUCUCGUUGGAAAAUAAAACAAAAUAAGUCUAAUGAUCAUUACCGGACAGAGUUCUCUUGUUAUUUUGUCUAAGGUCAUUUCCUGCUUUUGAAUAAUGGCCUGAAAGAGAGCCAAAACAAUUGAGUUUACAAUGCAAUAGAAGGUGUGGCAUAGCAUCAAAUAGAGUUAUACCUGCAAGAAUCCAGCUGCCUGUCUGAUAUGACUCAACUCAUCCCAAGCUGAACCAACAUACUGUUUUUUUUACAACAAACAACUAAGUCAACUUUUCAAAAAAAAAAAUUGUAAAAUUGUUUAAGAUGCGAUGAAAUCAAAGCUUACUUCAUCAGUAGCCUCUAUACACCAUUGUUUUAGUUUAGCCAAACCUGCUUCAACGUACUCCCCGUUGACAAAAUAGCAACAGUCAUCGCUUAGGAGAAUACUGCACAAGUAGUUGAUUUACAGAGAAAACUUUCUGUCAGCCAAGGAAAACUUACCUUGAGAGAAAA